AUGGCUGCCAACAUCGAACUGGACCGCUCACUGUUCCCUGUACUUUCACAUUGGGGCGAAGGUUAUCUUGCACGACUCGAACUCCUUCGGCCCUUGCAUGAUACCAACUGGAAGGGUAGGAGUCUUGUUUAUCUGAUGAACAAGUUCAAGCUCAAAGAAUCCCGCAUUCGUCGUGAUCGUGUCUAUUCACUACUCUCGCUCUGCGAAGAAGGAAAGGAUUUACAAGUCGACUACGACGCUACAGAUUUGGACGUGGCAAAGGAGAUCAUAAGACGCUGCAAACAAUCCUUCUGCUUGUGCGCUGUCAACACCAUCACGUUCAUCUUGCAGCUGGAGUCUCUCAACCGGAGCGAUGUCACUUUGGACUCGGGGCUGCAACCUUUUGGAGUAAUGACGCUGCCAGUCUUCUCACAGGACUUGCAUGGGACACUUUGUUCAGCUCGACCCUGUCUAUACAGAAGCUGUGACGGUACAGAGAACUCUCACCUACCAGGAUUUGUCGAGAUAGUCUCAUAUAACUCUGGUGUCGUACACCAUUGGAAUCUACGCGGCUCGGGUGAAGACAGACCCGUUGAAUUCAUCGCUACACACUACGAAUGCUCCUGGUCAUUGAUGGAUGGUGGAAAGAGCUGCACAGUCAUGUUCUCUUUCGAGCUCCUUGUCGAGAUCGCCCGACUCGGUCGAGGCUCCUCUAGCGGACUUUGUGCUCGUGUUGCUGAUACUUCGAGCGCGUAUGUGAAGCCUGGAAGACUACUCUCGAAGGAAAGUCGUGUUAAACGCACCGACCUAUCAGACUGGGCAGCGCUAGCCAAUACCCGUGCAGACCUGGGCACUACCGGGUCGUGUAGACCCAAGACCGGCUAUGCGCAAGUCAAGCCACAAGCUGCUUUCUCCUCUUCUGUUUGGUGCACGAGACUGCGUGUUGGUACCUAUGCGGCAAGUCGUUCUGUCAUGGCAGAUGAUCUCCAGCAAAACUCCCCUGUCGUACCGCGGCCGGAGCCAGCAUUGGAACCGUUCGCAUACGCGCCACUUGAUCAUCAGAGAAGAUCAAUUCGCUUGAUUCGCGUUCUUGCGACAAAGUCCAAAGAAGGCAAAAUUCGGUGCGAUAUUCGCCACGCCUCCGUUUCCGAUUCGUACAUAUGCCUCUCUUAUGUGUGGGGGGAGCAAGAUUGUGGGCACACAGUGCUUCUCAAUAGCAAACCUUUCAAAGUACGAAGCAAUCUUUUCGACUUUCUUGCAAGAGCAAGGCAAAAUAACCGAUUGCUUGGAGAAUGGCUCUGGGUUGAUGCGAUGUGCAUUGAUCAGGCAAACGUCGGCGAGCGCAACCAACAAGUGCAACAGAUGGGUCGUAUCUAUUCCUACGCCAAAGAAGUUAUAUCGUGGUUUGGAGAAGACAAAGACUCAAUAGCUGCAUAUUUUGUCGAGCAGACAUCCCCAUCGGAAAUUGCGGUCAAUCCCAAUCUUGCCGACCUGCGGCUCAAAUUUACCUACGCUCCUUACUGGAACCGUGCUUGGAUUACACAGGAAGUUCAACUCGCUCAAAAGGUCACUCUAUUAGCUAAGACCGUAGAGGUUGAUUACCGCUUAUUACGCUCUACAGACAGGAAAUUUCUGACCAUAGAACAUCAUGACCGACGCAGCAGAAUCCCGACACACUGGAUGGUGCCGCCACGCCGUCCAAGUUGGCUACCUAGCAAACCAAGCCUGAUCUAUGUAAUGAGUGAGUUCGGUUAUAAGAGAUGCCACGAUAUACGAGACCGCGUAUAUUCCUUGCUCGCUCUUUGCGAUGACGGAUCAGACGUCCAAGUCGACUACAACACGUCAGUAGAGCGACUUGCGAGACACACCCUAGAGUGCUGCGGACGGUCGUUUUGUCUCUGCUCUAUGCGCAUCGUCCACGAUGUCUUACAUCUCGGACAACAGCUUUCCUACGGCCCAUUGGAAGACGCGUCUUCAAAGCCUUUUGCAUACAUGACCCUUCCCUAUCAUCAAGGUGUUCUUUCGUCGCGGAAAUGCACAUCGAAACCCUCCGCAUUUGCAGAUCUGCUUUCCACAACCUCACCCGUAUCGAGAUGGUUGCAGUAG
Alternaria rosae is the source of this 2085-nucleotide messenger RNA. RefSeq names its product heterokaryon incompatibility protein-domain-containing protein. The record is from RefSeq and is a predicted model, not a curated record. Lineage: Eukaryota; Fungi; Ascomycota; Dothideomycetes; Pleosporales; Pleosporaceae. The transcript is spliced from 6 exons. Bases 1 to 2085 code for a protein of 694 amino acids.